This is a messenger RNA of Fusarium pseudograminearum CS3096, 756 nucleotides long. RefSeq lists its product as uncharacterized. Lineage: Eukaryota; Fungi; Ascomycota; Sordariomycetes; Hypocreales; Nectriaceae. The record is from RefSeq and is a predicted model, not a curated record. The transcript has 2 exons. Bases 1 to 756 code for a protein of 251 amino acids.
AUGUCAGCUCAAGACUACUACAGUGGCGGCGGAGGCAGUGGUGGCGGCUACAACCAGCAGCAGCAAGGCUACGGACAGCAACAAGGCUACGGGCAACAAGAAGGCUAUGGGCAACAAGAAGGCUAUGGGCAACAGCAGGGCGGCUAUCCUCAGCAGCAACAGUACUCACAGGGCUCCAACUACGGUUCCCAACAGCCCAGCCACGAUAACCGCGACCAGUCCUACGGUCAACACCAAGGCGGCCAAUACGGCGGAUCCAACGCCUACCCCGGCGGCCCAGGUGGACCUGGCGGACCCGGAGGACCUGGAGGACCCGACGGCGAACGAGGACUGGGUGCUUCACUCGCCGGAGGUGGUGCGGCUGGGUGGGCUGCCCAUUCUGCCGGCAGUGGUCUCCUAGGCAGCCUUGCCAGCGCUGCGGCCGGUGCCAUUGGUGCAAACUUCAUCGAGCACAAGUUCAAGAAGCACAAGAAGGAGAAGAACAAGAAGCACCACAGGGAUGGACGUGCUCGAGCUUACACCGGCGACUCAACCAGUAGCAGUGACUCCGACUCUGGUGAUGAUCGACGCCGAAGUGACGACCGCCGCCGACGUAGGGACGAGGAUCUCGCCUACGGCAAGUCACAGUAUGACAACCAACCCAGCCACGGAGGUUCCAGUCAUCAUGGCGGUUCACAUGGCGGUUCAUAUGGUGGCCAGCAGGGCUACGGCAACCAGGGAUACGGAGGACAGGGCGGAUAUGGAGGUCGAUACUAA